UGUGUCAAAUUAUUGUGUCUGACUGUUAAAACGUGCAAAAUGUCAACGAAAAAAAGAAAGUUUACCGAAGAUUACGUUAAGUUUGGAUUUACCUGCAUAGAAAAAGACGAGUUACAAUUGCCUCAGUGUGUGAUAUGUAUGAAAGUUUUAAGUAAUUAUAGCAUGAAGCCCAAUCGCCUUGAAAGGCAUUUGAAGCAUCAUCACUCUACUCUGGUUUUGAAAACGAAAGAGUUGUUUUCUUCUAAAGCAGAAUCACUCAAGCGGAUGAGACUGGAUAAAUCGAGAAGUUAUCACACAGAUGUAUCGCAUCAUCUCAAAGCUUCAUUUGAAAUAGGUUUUAUGAAGCAAAAGCAAAAGAAACCUCAUACUAUCGGUGAAGAAUUAAUAAAACUAUGUGUCCAAAAAGUCUCGCAGAUAAUUUUAGGAGAAAAUGCAGAGCAAAAAAUGUAGUCUAUUUCUCUUUCGAAUAACAGUCAAAC
Molecule: messenger RNA, 479 nt
Organism: Acanthoscelides obtectus
Lineage: Eukaryota; Metazoa; Arthropoda; Insecta; Coleoptera; Chrysomelidae
Source: the annotation of a GenBank genome assembly